Molecule: messenger RNA, 1179 nt
Organism: Cotesia congregata
Lineage: Eukaryota; Metazoa; Arthropoda; Insecta; Hymenoptera; Braconidae
Source: the annotation of a GenBank genome assembly
AUGGAGAUGAAUGCAGGAAAUGCGAGGAUCCCACGACGUGUUUAUGAAAAUGGAAAUCAACAAUAUUCCAUGAUAGACUUUGCAAAAAGUAAAUACGACAGAAGUCUUGUGCAUAAGUAUCAAGUUGAAAUUUGGCACGGUAAACAAGAAAACAAGUACAUACUGUAUCGUAGUUGGGGUACUUCCAAAGCUCAUAUUAAAUACGAAAAGAAAAAACACUGGAGUUUAGAGACUUGUUUAGUUAAAUUUAAGUUAUUUGUGUCGGCAAAAAUAAAGAAACUAAUUUUUGCAACUCUUGACGCCAAUUAUCGGCCAUGUCAAGUACCACUACCGAUACAAUGUUUGUUAAAAGAUAUUUUGGAUGUAAAUAUUAUCCAGAAAAUUUCAAAGAUUUAUGAUAUUGAUGAAGAAUUGUCAGUCCCAGAAGAUUUAAAAAUUAAUUUAGUAAUGGAAUUCAUGAAUGAGGAUGUUGAGUUUCAGCUUAUCAAUAAGAGCGACAGAAAAUUAUUCCGUAAUCCAAUGAACGUUUAUUACAAAAAUUUGCAUACCACGAUUGAAAUUUUAGAUAAAAAAAGCCCACGGUUUAAAAUGAUUGAGAAGUAUGUCAAAAAUACACAUGCGAUCACGCAUGACCACUAUUCAAUUAAGAUUGACAAUGUUUUUCUUGUUCAACCUCAUGACAUCAAGAAAUACAAAAAAAAUUUGCGCAACAAAAAAUUACUGUGGCAUGGUACAAUAAAGACAAAAAUUUCCUCUAUUUUGGCCAACGGCUUGCAAUUACCCGACCCAUCAGAACGCGGCUUGAUGUUCGGACCAGGGAUCUAUUUUAGUAAUUGCGUAUCAAACGCUGCUAAUUACUGCAACACUGAUGCUAAAGUUCCUAAUGGAGUGUUGUUGCUCUGUGAAGUAGCUCUUGGAACUAUGUUAGAGAAGUUCAGAGCAGAAAAUGAUCUGGUAAAAUUGCCUGAUGACAAACAUUCAGUUUUUAGCAGAGGAGUUCUGACGCCGGAGCCAACCGAAGUGACAAUCAUCCCUCAGAAUGUUGAAGUUCCCUAUGGAAAGUUGGUUACAGUAGAUCUGGCUCGUUCUGCUAAAUUACGUCAUGAUGAGUUUAUUGUUUAUGAUCCUAAUCAAAUUAAAAUUCGUUACAUGCUAACGGUUCAUUUUGAGUACGUUUAG